UAAAACUAACGGGAAAAAGAAAACAUUACGAGGUAGUGAGAAAGAGAAGCCAGCUCGUUCCAUUCCAACCAAUCAAACGUAAGAAAGGAAGAGAAACCCAUCCAUCGUCUCUAGUCGCUCGCCGUUAACCCGAUCGGCGCGGUUUCGCCCUCUUUCUCUCGCCAUUCGCCGUCUGUCACCGAAUCUCCAGUUCAGAAUUCAUUCCUAUCUGGUUGCUUGCUUGCCUGCGUCGUCACAGAUUACCAGAUAGAGCUGCUGCAGUCGUUUUCAAUCCCCCUUUUCUCUACACCAAUCCUUACCCGCGGUUCAGCUUUCUGUCUCGGCUUGCUGGUACUCUCCCGAGCUCCGUCCUGAGAUUUGCUGUAUGUAGUCCGAUUGUUUUAUUUUAUCGUCGUUGAUUGUUUGCUUAACUGCUCGGGCUUGUUUUGAACGGAUUAGGGUUUCGUUUGGAUGUCCUAAUGGUCAGGGAAGGAAUGGAGCUUAAUUUUUUGUGUGCUGUGGGUUGUUUCAAUUUGGAUUGCUUGCUUGACCGUGAUGUCUGUUGCCCGUUGAGCUGAGUGAGUGCUGUUAGGUAGAGCUUCGCAAUGGGAUUGUUGUGUUUCAAUGUGAGUGGAGAUUCGUGGCAUAUUGGGCUUCUUUUUCUCGGUGGCUUGGUUUUAAUUUCACCAUCAGGCGUCUUUACUCUGAAUCAUAGCUAGUGGUCAUGUUUUGUGGGGAAUUGGUUUUUGAUUGUUGUACAAUAUGGGUCAGGUUUGGAACGUUUGGCUGAACCAAUGCUAGCGAGUAUAUUAGCAAAUGCUUAGUUACUUGAUCAGUUAGACUCAUGGCAAAGAUGGCCUAAGAUUAGUAUUCUCAGCUGAAUCACUGUAAGUGACUAACAUUGCCUAGAGUCUACUGUCCAAUUAUAUUUGGGAGUUGGCCAGCAUUUCUUGUUUUCAUCCUUUUUAAAAUUCUGCAUCCAUUAUUUUUUAGGCUCUGCAAAUUCAGUACGGAAUAUCCUUUUUCCUCGUUUCAUCACAUUGUUGAGGAUUAGCUAUCAUAUCUCCGUGAAAGAUGGGGAAAAACCAAGCUUACAAAGCCAUGCAGAGAGCAAGGGUGGGCUCAGGAUCUGGAGGUCCUGAAGAGGUUGAAGAUGGCAUGGUUUGUACCCUUUCAUACUGUUCAUUGUUUCCACUCCCUUAAAGUUUUGACUUGGAAAUUUCCUAGUUUACUAUGUUGUUUCCUUUUUUUUUUGUUUUUGUUUCUGAACCCCACAAGUUGAGCAGGAAUACUAAAAAAUCAUAUGCUGUGCUUUAGCUUCCUGGUAUGCAAUAAUAAAAUGUGCUUUUGUAAUGGAGAAAGCAGUGUCCUUCAUGUGGCACAUAAAUCAACUGUCUCUAUGUCUGUGGGUGGCUACUUUGCACCAACUUAUGUGCUGGAAUGCUGUACGAAUCAACUACAUGUUAUGCAGUAAUUUGGUUCUCGAGUAUUCCUGCUCUAAGCUUUACAUUUGCUAUUUUCUCUUCGUUUUUCUUUUGGUGAUUGUAUGCUUAUUGGUUAGCCAAGGAAUCCAAAUGACAAUAACUAGUGCCGAUUGACGGGGUAUCGCCAUAUUCAAGAUUCAAAGAGAUACCUUACUGGUAUGGCUUAGCUCAUUCACUCCUAAAUGGGAAGAUUUCUAGCUACUUAGACUUGUAAGACAAGAGCGACUAUCAAGAACUAAAAGAAGAGCCAGUAUUCGUCCUAAUGUCUUCCUUGUCUGUCCUCUACCUUGUCUAGGCUUUUGGAUAGGUAGCUUGGGCAAGAAAAGGAGAUAAUUAGGUAUUCCAAGAUACUUUAGUAAUGAGUUCGACAUCUUGUUCAUCUAUACGUUUAUUGUUUUCGUCAUGCAUUGAGUAAUAUUAAAAAUAGAUCUGCCUUCACAAAGCAAUCCAAUAAAGAGGAACCUCAGCUGUUGCUGGUGACUACCUGGUUUCCUUUUUCACAUAUAUCGAAACUUAUAGUGGUCAGAUUUUAUGCCAAAACAAUAAGUAAUAGUGGUUAGAUAUGGUUGCAUGAACAGAUCCCUCCCUCUAUCCCUAUCUUUUUCUGGUUGUUUCUGGAUGUACCGGAACAUUUCUGAUGAGGAGAGUCGCAGGUGGAUGGUUCUUUUCAUACACCAGAGUGGCAUGCUGCUCGUUUGGCUAGCCUCAACACUUCUCAUACAAUCACCUGGGAGGAGUACAAGAAGAAGCAGAAGGUAAUUCUCUGAUAGCUUCCUUGUACUUGAUUGCCUUAGUUCACCUGAACUAUAUCUAUUUCUAUUUUGUAAGUGUGAGUCGUCCUGUUUAGCUAAUAGGUGCAUGUUGCUUCUGUGAGUGUAUGGCCACUGGAAUUACGAAUAUAUUUACACCUAUAUACAUGUGCACAUAUGUACAUGGGCUUGACUAUGCCUCUUUGCACUCACUGUGCGUUUGCACUUUCAAUUCAGUUGUUGAAGUUAAAUUUCAUUGAAAAUCUAGGAACUUUUGGGUUCAAUGGUACUAGCCAUCCUAUCUAUGAACUCAUACAAUAAAUCUCACUGAUCAUUGAUCUUACGAAUUAAAGGCUCAAGCUGGCCAGAAGAAGAAGAGGAGAAAAGGUCUUAGAGUUUAGCUUCGGUUCUGCCUUUCUGCGAGAGAUGGAUGGGAUUCACUUGUAGCGGGGGGUUCACAACUUUGGUUGAUUGGUGAUUCUAUUCAUUAAAUUGCAGAUGAGACUUCAUUGGUUUGCUUUUCUAGUAUUAGUCCUUUACAUUGUUGAACUCAUUUUUGUUCGUCGAAAUAUUAGGCAUACUCAUCAGUGUCCUUUGGUUAAGUUGGAAACAAACUACUUGUGUGCCCUGAAAGUGAACAUGCCCAAGCAAAAGGUGAAUGGAACCUAGAAAUGAAAUUUUCUUCUGAGAAACAUAACAGGUUCCAUAUUGGUUCUGGAGGUCAUUGACCUACCAUCUUCUGGAAGAACAAUGUUCACUUCAGAUUUCAAUGUUCUUUGACCUACCAUCUUCUGCAAAAUUUUAUUUGCGUCAUUUACUAGGAGGCUGCAAUUUUCUUCCAUGAAUGGUUCUGUUUCUUAUUAAAAAAAAAAAAAUGGUUCUGUUUCCCCCCAUUCUGUUUUGUUUGAUUUUGUCUUUCUAGUUUUUGUGGCUGCUGCGUUCUGGUGGUUGUUAAUUUAUCAGUUGCUAUUGUACUACUGUAUAGAAUUCCAAACAAGGCACAUCCACAUUUUGUCAAGGAUUGUGCACUCAUGCCCCAUAAUAAAACUUGUAAAUACAU
Messenger RNA from Linum trigynum, 3272 nucleotides. The record is from the annotation of a GenBank genome assembly. Lineage: Eukaryota; Viridiplantae; Streptophyta; Magnoliopsida; Malpighiales; Linaceae.